Molecule: messenger RNA, 575 nt
Organism: Geodia barretti
Lineage: Eukaryota; Metazoa; Porifera; Demospongiae; Tetractinellida; Geodiidae
Source: the annotation of a GenBank genome assembly
CAGGAUGAAUAGAACUUUUCCUCAUGUUUUUCAUUCACCCACUCAUUCCCCUUAUUUUCACCCUUCCUUGUAACUGACUUGUUUUUAUCAUGAUGCGUUUUAUAGUGUGUGUGUACGUCCUUAUUAUGUAUCAUUUCAUCUUUAAAAAAAAUAGUGUAGGACGUCGUACGCAUGCGCGCGCGCACGGCUGUACGGCGGCGCGCGCCUAUAGGGGGUGUGUGCAUAAUAUAUAUGUGCGUGUGGUACAUGGUUUGGGCGCAGCGCAUGUGUACGAUCGAUGGAGUAUCUGCAGAGAGAGAAGAAACACCUCAAACACAUGCUAAGAACCACCGAGGAACGUCUUCAGAAAUUACGCUCUGUGAAAAGACACCGCACCAAGGCCAGCAUAGAUGAGUUAGCAGCUCUGGCUGGGAAGUGGCGCAGUGUCGCUCAGAGUGUCUCAGAGCAACUACUGGAAUCAAGUAAUUUACACCCUCGACCGUCACUACAUGAUCUACUGACUGCUUUACAUAUUGAUCCGUCACUGGUUCAUUACUGCGUUGUACAUGAAAACUUUUAUUGACAUUUCAUAGCUA